Aspergillus alliaceus is the source of this 693-nucleotide messenger RNA. RefSeq names its product DsbA family oxidoreductase. The coding region runs from base 1 to 693 and encodes 230 amino acids. Lineage: Eukaryota; Fungi; Ascomycota; Eurotiomycetes; Eurotiales; Aspergillaceae. Gene Ontology annotation, molecular function: oxidoreductase activity. The transcript has 2 exons. The record is from RefSeq and is a predicted model, not a curated record.
AUGACGAACUUUAACAUCCAGAUAAUCUCGGAUAGCGUCUGUCCGUGGUGCUACGUAGGCUUACGCCGUCUGUCCCGCGCCAUCACAACCCAUAAAUCCAUCCAUCCUGCAGACACUUUCACCCUUACCUGGCACGCCUACUACCUGCGACCCGACAGCCCGCCAUAUCCAGGCCGAGACAAGAGGGAGUAUUACAUCAGGCGGUUUGGCGAAGAUGGCUUCUCGCAGCUCUACACCCAAAUGUGCGAGGUUGGACGGCGGGAAGGGAUAGCGUUCAGAUUCUCCGGUAUGGUAGGAAACACGCGGGAUUCCCAUCGGUUGAUUUGGUAUGCCGGACAGAAAGAGAAGGAAGCUGGCCCUUCCAUGACAAUUGAACGGGGUGUAAUUGGCGGCUUGCAGACGCGGGUCGUCGAGAAUCUGUUCCGGUUGUACUUCGAGGAGGGGGGAAAUAUCACGGAUCGAAAGAUACUUCUGGAGGCUGCGGUUGCGGCCGGGUUAGACCACAGUGAAGUGGAGAGAGUUCUGGAGUCGGACGAGGGAGGGCAGGAGGUUGAUGCAGAGGCUGGUCGAGCUCAGGGGCAGUUGGUUACUGGGGUACCUUAUUACACCAUCCAAGGGCAGUAUGCUAUUGGAGGGGCUGAAGAUCCCUCGGCGUUUUUGAAGGCUUUUGAGCAGGUGAAGCAGCAAUCUUAA